UGCUGGGCGGUUGCGUCGUGCUCGGUGGCUCAGUCGUGCUCGGUGGCUCGGUCGUGCUCGGUGGCUCAGUCGUGCUCGGUGGCUCAGUCGUGCUUGGAGGCUCGGUCGUGCUGGGCGGUUCCGUCGUGCUCGGCGGCUCAGUGGUGCUGGGAGGCUCAGUGGUACUGGGCGGCUCGGUCGUGCUCGGAGGCUCAGUCGUGCUCGGUGGCUCGGUCGUGCUCGGAGGCUCAGUGGUGCUGGGCGGCUCGGUCGUGCUCGGUGGCUCAGUCGUGCUCGGUGGCUCAGUCGUGCUCGGAGGCUCGGUCGUGCUGGGCGGUUCCGUCGUGCUCGGCGGCUCAGUGGUGCUGGGAGGCUCAGUGGUACUGGGCGGCUCGGUCGUGCUCGGAGGCUCAGUCGUGCUCGGAGGCUCAGUGGUGCUGGGCGGCUCGGUCGUGCUCGGAGGCUCAGUGGUGCUGGGCGGCUCGGUCGUGCUCGGUGGCUCAGUCGUGCUCGGAGGCUCAGUGGUGCUGGGCGGCUCGGUCGUGCUCGGUGGCUCAGUCGUGCUCGGCGGCUCAGUGGUGCUGGGAGGCUCAGUCGUGCUGGGCGGCUGGGUCGUGCUCGGUGGCUCAGUCGUGCUCGGAGGCUCAGUGGUGCUGGGCGGCUCGGUCGUGCUCGGUGGCUCAGUCGUGCUCGGAGGCUCAGUGGUGCUCGGUGGCUCAGUCGUGCUCGGAGGCUCGGUCGUGCUCGGAGGCUCGGUCGUUGUUGGAGGCUCUGUAA
This is a messenger RNA of Phytophthora sojae, 756 nucleotides long. RefSeq lists its product as hypothetical. The transcript has 5 exons. The record is from RefSeq and is a predicted model, not a curated record. NCBI's taxonomy places the organism in Eukaryota, Oomycota, Peronosporomycetes, Peronosporales, Peronosporaceae. The annotation marks the transcript as partial.